UGUCUGUGAGCUCGUCCGGAGGUGGGGGAGCACGCCCCACUUGCAUUGCACUUCUUGAGCUGCGCGGACUCAUUCGGGGUUCUUUUUCUUCUGAUCUUAAGCACCCCCCCCCAAAAAAAAAAAACCCAACAAAAAAACCAAAACAAAAAACAAACCUCUCAUUCUUGCUAAGUGCUUGCCGCAGAAAAGACUGUGGAAGGAGGCUUUUCGGGGAAGAAGCUGUGGCGGGGCGUUUUGCAUUGGCAGUGCAGGCUUCCGGUGGACCGUUGUUUGGAAAUGCGGUUUCCGCGCGGGCGGGACCCUCGCGGACCUCUCCUCUGCCCGCCGUGGGCCCACACGACUCGUGACUGCGCCCGCCCCGGAACGCGGUCCUGAAAGCUGAGUCCUUCCAGCUACCGGACUUCUCGGGUCUGCCACUACGUUUGUCAAAUUCCGCAACUGGAGUCUCGGUUUUGUUUUGUUUUCUUUUCUUUUCCUCUCCUAUCCUCAGCCUUUAUGAUACUCACUAGUACCAUCUGGAUUUGGAUUUAAAGAACCCGAACCAGCAAAGCGUUAAAGAUAACUAGAGAUCCACAACAACAGCUGAUGCCCUUAGCUUUAAGAGCAUCUGCAUUGCUCCUUCUCUACCGCUUCCUGAAUUAAAAGCAUGGCUUUUUAAAGACCUAUUUAUGGAAAUCCUAAACCUAAAUAGAUGCAAACGUUAUUGUUCUGAUGCUCCUCGAAUUUCCUAGAGGAGCAGAUUCUACUUUUCAGGAAACUUCACUCACCCCGAGCUUCCAGAGGGCCUCGGUGGGAAGGAAAAAAGAUGGAGCCCCACUCAGGGGGUGGAGAGGAGGACGUUACCUUUCCAGGGAUCGAGCUGAAUUAUUUCAUGGGCCAAAGAGGGACUGUUUUUCCUCUGCAAGCUCCAAACGUCUGGUGACUCUGGCCCGGGGACUUUCGCCUGCCUUUUUGCGCUUCGGGGGCAAAAGGACCGACUUUCUGCAGUUCCAGAACCUGAGGAACCCGGCAAAAAGCCGCGGGGGCCCCGGCCCGGAUUAUUAUCUCAAAAACUAUGAGGAUGCCUUCUUUCUUUUUGUAGACAUUGUUCGAAGUGAUGUUGCCUUGGAUAAACAGAAAGGCUGCAAGAUUGCCCAGCACCCUGAUGUUAUGCUGGAGCUCCAGCGGGAGAAGGCAGCUCAAAUGCAUCUGGUUCUUCUAAAGGAGCAAUUCUCCAAUACUUACAGUAAUCUCAUAUUAACAGCCAGGUCUCUAGACAAACUUUAUAACUUUGCUGAUUGCUCUGGACUCCACCUGAUAUUUGCUCUAAAUGCACUGCGUCGUAAUCCCAAUAACUCCUGGAACAGUUCUAGUGCCCUGAGUCUGCUGAAGUACAGUGCCAGCAAAAAGUACAACAUUUCUUGGGAACUGGGUAAUGAGCCAAAUAACUAUCGGACCAUGCAUGGCCGGGCAGUAAAUGGCAGCCAGUUGGGAAAGGAUUACAUCCAGCUGAAAAGCCUCUUGCAGCCCAUCCGGAUUUACUCCAGAGCCAGCUUGUAUGGCCCUAAUAUUGGGCGGCCCAGGAAGAACGUCAUCGCCCUUCUAGAUGGAUUUAUGAAGGUGGCAGGAAGCACAGUGGAUGCAGUUACCUGGCAACAUUGCUACAUUGAUGGCCGGGUGGUCAAGGUGAUGGACUUCCUGAAAACUCGCCUGUUAGACACACUCUCUGACCAGAUUAGGAAAAUUCAGAAAGUAGUUAACACAUAUACCCCAGGAAAGAAGAUUUGGCUUGAAGGUGUGGUGACAACCUCAGCUGGAGGCACAAACAAUCUAUCAGAUUCCUAUGCUGCAGGAUUCUUAUGGUUGAACACUUUAGGAAUGCUGGCCAAUCAGGGCAUUGAUGUUGUGAUACGGCACUCAUUUUUUGACCACGGAUACAAUCACCUCGUGGACCAGAAUUUUAACCCAUUACCGGACUACUGGCUCUCUCUCCUUUACAAGCGCCUCAUCGGCCCCAAAGUCUUGGCCGUGCAUGUGGCUGGGCUCCAACGGAAGCCACGGCCAGGCCGAGUGAUCCGGGACAAACUAAGGAUUUAUGCUCACUGCACAAACCACCACAACCACAACUAUGUUCGAGGGUCCAUUACACUUUUUAUCAUCAACUUGCACCGAUCAAGAAAGAAAAUCAAGCUGGCAGGGACUCUCAGGGACAAGCUCGUGCACCAGUACCUGCUGCAGCCAUAUGGACAGGAGGGCCUCAAGUCCAAGUCAGUGCAGCUGAACGGCCAGCCCUUAACGAUGGUGGACGAUGGAACCCUCCCAGACCUGAAGCCCCGCCCUCUGCGGGCCGGCCGGACAUUGGUCAUCCCUCCCGUCACCAUGGGCUUUUAUGUGGUCAAGAAUGUCAACGCUUUGGCCUGCCGCUACCGAUAAACCCCCUCACGCACACAGGUCACCAGCGAGCCUGCUGGACUGCUUUCCACUCUUCUACCCUAAUGGUGUCAGUAUUUUUCAGACCUCUCCUGAGCAACAAACCUGUCUCUGCUGCCCCAUCCUGCUGGAGUCAACGUUGACUUGCUCCCCAAAGAGACAGCUAUCCUAGCGUGAGCUUAGCCUAGGUAGAUCACAUCCACCCCAAAGGAAAGUGUAGACACCACCUGUACCUAUGUAAGCACGAAGGUUUGCUUGUAGAGCUGCAUGCACCCUUGCACCGCACCGCACACUCCCAGCACAGGGGAAACAACCCACCGUGAUCCCGGUCACAUGGCACAGCAGUAACUACAGACCUUAGUGUGCGGCUGCCGCCCUCAGCAGAAGAUGAGGAAGGAAAAGACCUGGUGGACCUUCAAAAGCCCACUCCUCUUUGACGCCUUUCCUUUGUCUGUUCCCUGCUGUUGCCCUGGGUUUCCUAUCACCUCCCCUCCCAGAGGGGAGCAAGUGGGUGAGUCAGCGCUGGCCUGCUGGGCGAGCUGUUUAUGUAAUUUCCCGGCUGAUGUAUGAGUGUGCGCAUCUGGGUUUCUGGCAGUGGCAUCAAUCACUGGCUAUUCCUCUGGGAAGCGGGUGCUUCAAAAGUAAAAUUGCAAUCAUACUCCA
This is a messenger RNA of Phacochoerus africanus (Common warthog), 3072 nucleotides long. It is a transcript of the gene HPSE2, whose product is annotated as heparanase 2 (inactive). NCBI's taxonomy places the organism in Eukaryota, Metazoa, Chordata, Mammalia, Artiodactyla, Suidae. Gene Ontology annotation, cellular component: extracellular matrix; membrane. The coding region runs from base 712 to 2412 and encodes 566 amino acids. Gene Ontology annotation, molecular function: hydrolase activity, acting on glycosyl bonds. The transcript is spliced from 12 exons. The record is from RefSeq and is a predicted model, not a curated record.